UACAUGCCCGGGCAACACCACGGUAAGCCUUCGGAACCUGGAAGGCCUCCUCGCGUGCUGUCGACUUUCAUUGGGCAUCGACGAAAACUCACAACCUAGACAUAUAACGUAUUCAUUGUUCGCCAAGAGGUGCGGUAACCAGGCGGCCAUGGCGUUUCCAGCCUUGGGACUCACCCUACUUUUACUGAUAGUGCAAGCCGCUGUAGCGACUCACGUCGGCCUCUACUUCCCGGGCUGGUUCCAGACGACAAAGCCGAACGGCGCAUUCUACAUCCAACCCGACACCAUCGACCUCUCGGGCGUGACGCAUGUGUACUAUGCAUUCGCCUGGAUCAACGAGGGCCCCGACUUCGGCCUGCGAGACGAAUUCGACAACCUGGGGGUGGUCAUGGGUCUGCGGCGGCGCUACCCCGGCAUGCGUGCGCUAAUCUCCAUUGGCGGUGGCGGUUUUGACACGAGCAUCUGGUCCGCAGCCACCGGCAGCGCCGCCGCCCGCGCCAAGUUCGUGGCGGGAGUGGCGGAGUGGGUGGCACGUGUGGAUGCAGAUGGUGUAGACCUGGAUUGGGAGUUCCCGGGCAAGUCCGACCGAGCCAACAUGGUGCUGCUGGCGACCGAGCUGCGCCUGGCACUGGAUGCGCUGGGCCCGCGGGACGGCGGCGGCGGCGCCGGGCCCCAGCGGCGGCUUCUGACGGCGGCUGUGCCGGGCUACUCGGGAGACAUGAGCGGACUGGACCUGGCAUCACUGGCGGCGCAGCUUGACUACUUCAACAUCAUGAGCUAUGAGCUGGCUGACCCCUGCUAUGGUGACGAUGUGACGGGGCUGCACACCGGCUGGACGCAGGUGGCGGCGGGGCUGGCUGCAUACGGCUCCGUGCCGGCGAACAAGCUGGUGUUGGGUCUGGGCUUCUACGGCCAUGGCUUCACGCUGGUGGACGCGGAGCAGUGGCGCUACCCGGCCCCCUCACUGGUCACCGACAGCAGCUGCAGCCGACAGGAUACGCCCUCCUACAAGCAGCUAAUGGCCGACCUGUCUUCCUCGGGCGGGUCGGUGUUCGUGGAGGUGGCUGAGAAGGCCGCGUAUUACGUGCGGGGGCGCCGCUGGGUGGGCUUUGACAUCCCGGAGACGCUGUGGAUGAAACAGCAGGCCGCAGCGCAGCGUGGCAUGGCGGGCGUUAUGAUCUGGGAUGUGACGCUGGAUUCGGACCAGCAGUUGCUGCGGGCGGUGACGGCGGGCGGGCCGCCGCCGCCGCGGCCGUGCGGCGGCGGCUGGGGUGGCAAUGGCACGUGUGUGGGGGCGAGCGCGGGGCAGUGCUGCGGCGAGAUGGGGUACUGCGGCCUGAGCGAAGAGGCGUGCGGCUCCGGCUGCAGGGGCGGCCCGUGUGCGGGCGGCGAGCAGUCGCCGCCGCCGCCGCCGCGGGGCCCGCUGUGCGGCGGCGGCAAAAUCAAUUCGGGACAAUGUGCCAACAGCAAGGAGUGCUGCUCCCAGUACGGCUACUGCGGCACUGGCCGGGAGUGGUGCGGCGAGGGUUGCAAGGGUGGGCUGUGCUGGUCCAGUCCCUCGCCCGCGCCUUCACCUUCUCCCAAGCCGUCGCCGUCACCAUCUCCCUCGCCAUCACCAUCCCCGAAGCCAUCGCCAUCGCCUUCGCCCUCCCCAUCGCCAUCGUCCUCACCUUCUCCCUCACCAUCUCCCAAGCCAGUCCCCAGCCCCAAGCCGAGCCCGAGCCCCAAACCCAGUCCAAGCCCCAAGCCCAAGCCUAAGAAGAGCCCGAAACCCCAACCAGCGCCAAAGCCUCGUCCAAGCCCUAAACGCAGGCCAAGCCCAAGCCCAAGCCCGAGCGCAGCGGAGCAAGAUGCGAUGUGCGGGGACGGGCGCGCUGGGCGCUGCCUCAAUGCGGACGAGUGCUGCAGCUUCUUUGGCUAUUGCGGCACGACCAUCGACCACUGCGGCAAUGGCUGCCAGGGCGGCGCGUGCCUCAGGAUGCCGCCGCCAUCCCCCGGGGGCGCCGGGGCCAUGUGCGGCAACGGCCACAUAAACGACGGCCGCUGCAUGUUCUCAAAGGAGUGCUGCUCGCAGUACGGCUACUGCGGUACCACAGACGACCACUGCGGGCAGGGCUGCCAGGGCGGAGCUUGCAAGCAGCAGCAGCCAGGGCGGUGAGGGCAGCUGCAGCGGGCUGGUCUGCGGCGGCAGCGGCACGGGGCGUGUGUCAAGUGCGCUACUGAGUCGGACGCUAGGCAGUGAGAUGCAGAGGCCAAGUGCCCGGAAAGCAGCCAGGGGGUAGUUGUGCAUGUGCGCCCACGCGAGGGCAAUGAGCUACCUUGUGAGGAAAUUCCUGGCGUACAUAUGGUACUGUAUGGCAACACAAGCGCGCGGUCGUGUCGCAGCACAGUGUCAGGGUUAUGAGGUUGAGUCAGCCGCACGCCGGCGCUCGGCAGCCUGCAGUGACCAGACGGAAUGUGGACGUGUGAAGUGUGGGGCUGUGGGCGGGACUGUGGGUGGAGGUGGCUUGAACUGGGUGAUUGGUUAGGAGGACGGCGCCGCUGGUGCAGCAGGGCCUGGGCAGGCGGGCCGGGGUGGUUGUGUGCUGAGGCACUGAGCCAGACUGCCAGAGGUAGGUGCACAUAGCCGCGGGUGAGGGUGGCACCGGUGCGCGCGGCAACAGACUGCCACUAGUAGGGAAUAGUACAGAAGACUAUGGCUGUGAACUGAUGAUGGCAAUGCGGGCCGUAGCAGCAGGAGCAGGACUGCACGGCGGGAUGACUAUGUAUAGCAUGUAGCGCAAUUCAUGGACAACUUUUGAAUAGCCAGUACUGGUGUACUGGUUGUCAUUAUGUGUACUUUACAUACACUGCAUCACCGAAAGGGGGCGGCCUACGGGUUCUAGGUGGGACAAUGCGGUGAAUGGUAAGAAAGCUUACUUGACCGCAGCAGUACGUAUGUGCGGCAUGCAAGGCUGCAGGUGUUGCAUCCUACCUGCGGCAAGAUGGAACAUUUUACCCAUGUUUCCCCAGUUUAUGCACACGGAGGGUACGGCCACGAGUGUUGGGGCCUUGGUGUAAGCCUCGAGUGCU
Messenger RNA from Chlamydomonas reinhardtii, 3072 nucleotides. RefSeq lists its product as uncharacterized. Gene Ontology annotation, biological process: chitin catabolic process; carbohydrate metabolic process. Bases 149 to 2158 code for a protein of 669 amino acids. Gene Ontology annotation, molecular function: chitinase activity; chitin binding. The record is from RefSeq and is a predicted model, not a curated record. Gene Ontology annotation, cellular component: extracellular region. Lineage: Eukaryota; Viridiplantae; Chlorophyta; Chlorophyceae; Chlamydomonadales; Chlamydomonadaceae. The transcript is spliced from 13 exons.